Molecule: messenger RNA, 2268 nt
Organism: Ascochyta rabiei
Lineage: Eukaryota; Fungi; Ascomycota; Dothideomycetes; Pleosporales; Didymellaceae
Exons: 3
Coding region: 1-2268 (755 amino acids)
Biological process (GO): peptidyl-serine phosphorylation; peptidyl-threonine phosphorylation
Molecular function (GO): ATP binding; protein serine/threonine kinase activity
Source: RefSeq, a predicted model, not a curated record
AUGGCUGCACGAACUCCAGUUGACCCUGACGACCAUGAUUUCUCUUCGUACACAGCGGAUCCCGUCACUGCAACAGACGAUGAUGGGCCUCUAUGCCGCGGGCUAGGCAUCAACAACUUCAACUGCACAUCUUUUGACGCCAUUUCCUCAGACAUAGAUCUACAGAUCUUCGAGUACGAUGCAGGAAACAACAGCUACUCUGAACGCGUUGUCGAUGCGCAGGAUCUGACGGACUGGGGGUCACUCAUGGAGACAGCGUUCACUGCUGACUACCUUUCCGAGAGUGACCUUGGCCUGAUCACACGAUGUAUAACCAAGCUAGCAUUUCCCCACAGCUGGUGUUCAAACCCAAGGCUCUAUUGCAUUCUGCACAAGAUGAGGCGACUAGAUCUGUUCGACAAGAUCUUGAACUUUGGUGUUACUGAUCUAUGGCUGCCACUCCACAAACGCAUGCUUCGUAAAUGGCUGACAGACGACAAAGAUACCAGGUCCUUCGUCAGAUGCCAGGAGCUGUGCUUAGCGCAUGACAUACCGGAAAAUUUGGAAGGACGGCACUUCUCGCUCACCGAUGUUGAUGAAUUGGAUCUCUCAAGAGUGAAAUUCCUCGGCGCUGGAGGCUUUGGGGAAGUCUACCACGUCAAAAGCCAACGAAAUGGGCACCACUACGCUUGCAAGACCAUGUCACGGCCAGUGAGAUAUGAAAGCCAUCUCGACCUUAUGCGCAACUUUAAGAGAGAAAUAUUCGGCAUGCGUCGGGUACAGCACCAGCACUGCGUCAACUUGGUAGCUUCCUGCACAGACAUGGACUCAGUCACCCUGCUCUCUUCUCCCGUAGCCGAUAUGGACCUGUCUGCUCUGCUAAACUCAACCCUCGAUGCUCACUCCAACAAAGUCCUGAGGCGCGCCGUUGGGUGCAUCACAUCUGCACUCACCUAUUUACACCAUCUCAGUAUCCGGCAUGAUGAUCUGAAGCCAAACAACAUCCUCAUCCACGGAGCGAACAUUCUAUUGACUGAUUUUGGUUUUUGCCUGGACUCUUCUGAGAGUGGGGUCACUACUACUGCCGGACCCCCAAUGCAUUCUACGAAACGUUACUCAGCCCCUGAAGUCUUUAGCUACGCGCCAAGAAGUCGCCUCACCGACAUCUGGAGCCUGGGGUGCGUUCUUUUUGAUAUCGUAUCAGUCCUGCAGGGGUUCUCCUUAGACACAAUGCAGGCUUUCUGGCUCUCGAACGGCACCAAAUACGACAGCUAUGCCGAAAACCCGGAGGCUACAGCAGCCUGGUUCAACAAGGUCACACGCCGUCAUGUUGCACUGGAGGACCUCUGGUUGAUCUCAUUUAUUGAAACUACCUUGUUGGAACCUGAUAGGCUUUCCAGACCAGCAGCAGUGCAGAUUUUCGAACGCUUGAAAGAUGCAACCCCAUCUUCGGGGCAGCCGGCAUGGACAGGAGCUUGCUGCUCGACUUCAUACAAGACUUCGAAUCAUUCGGUACGACUCGCAAAUGACGAUGCGGAAGCUCUAUCUCAGUUGCAUGCCGGCUCACCAAACCGUCGAUCGCUCACAUUGGACAGGUAUGGUGCGGAACCAUGCCGGGUCGUAAUAUUCGUUGACAUAGGUCUUCACGUCCCAGUUUUCAAGCAAGGCUGGGAUUUGCAGGACAUCAAGCAGAUCCUGUACGAACCACAGGACUUUCUCCAUCUCGUCACCACUGUCCGCUGCCUACUGAUCAGAAAUUCCUUCAUCUGGACAAGGGACUCGGCCGAAUGGUCUCAAGUCUCAUACGAAGAGCUCACCAAGAGCAUGUACAUCUCCUGCCCCAGUCGUGUCGACUCUGAGACAACCCGGUUGCGCUUGCGGCUGGGGUCUGAAGCCCCACGCAGCUUCACUGUCGAAUUUAUACUAUUAAAGCUGCAACUCGAGCGUCGCCCUGGUCACGGGUUACCCUUUUUGGCGAUGACAUUCGACUCGGUCGAGCCCGAAAGCACUACAUACAGACAAGCCAGUGACUUCGCGACUAAAAAUGACUACCACCGGACUGAACAACCCACCAUUAACACUGAGCCGAAGCAUGGCUCGUCAUCACAAUCUCAGACCCUCAAUAUACAGCUAAGAACUCUGCCUAUCGACCCUAUACCUGUCGAUAAGUCAAAUAUGGUUGAUCCGAACCAUUACAUGGAAUGGAUUCAGGCAAAUCAUGGUGCGAAAGCGUACCGCCGACGGAGUGCAUUGGACCACAAAGCCAGCCUUCGCGGAAACCCCACUUAA